CAGUUUCAUUUCCAAAACUGUCACAAUUAUAGAAAUCCCAUAAAUAAUUCAGCUCCCGAAAAGUCAUUAUUCUACUUAUCAACUACUGCAUUAUUUAGCAAGUUUUGCCCCAAAUUAAAUAACCCUUGCCAAUAAUAACUAGGUACAUACGUACGUAUUGCGGUAUACAGCAUUGCUUGUUUAGUUCGAGAAAUUCUAAAUCUUUUGAAAUAUUUCUAUAAUUUGCAUAAUAAAUAUUUCCAGAUCUUCUGGAAAUAUCUAUUAUGCAAAAUAUUGCGUCAUAUUCUACAUAAUAAUAAUAAUACCCAACACCAUAACUGGAAAUAGAGUAGGCUGGUACUUACAAAAUAAACAUGCUAAAAAAUUCAUAACUCAAAUCAAUCAAUCCAAACUUGGUCGAUAAAGAAAUAGUGUCGUCGUACAUCUCAGAGUGCAAUUGUCUUUUAACUCAUCACAAAAUAUUUAAUAAUCGAGUUCAUUUCAUUCCAUUCCUUAUAAAUGCAUCUCUCUGUUCAAGAUAAAUAACGUCACCUUUGCAUAUUUAAGUCUCCUCACGAUGAUACGUACAUACAUACCUCUAGAGAAUUAAAAAUACGAAAAUUCCUGCAUAAUUACUUCGAGCAACUAAAUAUACACAGUGUUGCUUUAACAAUAACAAUAACCUUCAACUUUAACUGUGCCCAACACACCGCACGCACCUUCACUUCUCUAAAAGUUGCAGCAAUUAAAUUACCAAUUCACAAUCCUGUGUAGUACCUGCCAGACUGUUACGUACGAUAUUUGUUACCAACACCACCAUCAUCAUCGCCAUAUAUACUUGCUCGUUGUUCUUGGGGGUAGACGACGCGUCUUUUUUUUUACAUUGGAUCUCUGAUGAGACGAAUAUUUAGUGUAGGAGUACUUACUUUUGAGCAGAAACAAUAGUGUAUGCAAUCCACUAGUAACUUUUGUAUUGUGUUCUCAUUUAAUGAAAAUAAUACAAGUUUUUUGUGCCAAUUUUCCUCUAAACUACUGGAUUGACUCGGUUUAUACGUGCAGUAACAUUCUCUCGUUGGCGUGUUAGCAGCGAUUCUUUUCAUAAUAAUUAUUUUGGUUUUUUAGCUCUUCUGAAACUUUGUCACUUGUAUUUAGAUCGUCUCCAUUAUUGUAUUUACAGUUAGUUUUCUUGACGUUGUUGGGUUGAGCACGGAAGCGUUGGGAUUUCUUUUUUUUAACGCGACGACACAUAUCAAUCAAUGUCCAAUAUUUCAAUAACUUUUAGGAAAUAGAUUUACGUUCGUUGGACAGUUGGAAUUUUAUUGAGAUAUUUUUUGAUCAAUUGAUCAUAUUUUUUGUGAGUGCGUAAACCACAAGUAUUUAGUACCGUUAGUUAGUUAGUUACUACUCCUGGAUAAGUGGUAUAAAUGAGGGAUUAAAACGGUAAAAGGGUGCAUUUGUGGUUGAUCAUUGCAACAUAAUAAGUGUUCAUCUAAGAAUUAAGUACAAUUUAAGGAAACAUGUCUAAAACUAAAAAGUGGAUCAGUGGUGCAUUUUCUUGUGAAGAGUUAGAAUUUAUUGAUAACGAUGAUCAAGAUGUGAUUGGCGGUAAAAAUUUGAGAAACGUGAGAGUCGUGCCUCUCUCGGAGAAGAAGUUGUUAAAAAAGGAUGGCGAUGAUCUCGUGGAGUGGGAAGAUGCCUUGGUGGAAUAUGCCCCUGAUGCCGGGUGGGCCUGGGUGGUGGCUGUUGCUUCAUUACUGAAUAACUUUGUCCUCGACGGGGUGUCAUUUUCGUAUGGCGUCCUCACACAGAAAAUGACCGAGCAUGGGACACUUUCAGAAUUUCAGUACCACUUGUGUGGAAGUGUCAUGUUGGGGACGACCUUGAUCAUUGGACCGCUCGUAUCCUUGAUGGGGUCUCGAUACGGUUUCCGCGUGGUGUCGAUUCUCGGGUCGGUCAUUUCCGCGCUGGGAUUCUUCCUGAGUUGGGCGUGCUCACCGGAAGUGCCUUCGUUUCUGGCGUUACUGCUGGGUUUCGGGGUGCUAGGAGGGAUAGGAUUUGGUCUCAUGUUUACAAGUAGUAUUGUCGUACUUGGAAAAUUCUUUGCGGCCAACUUGCCUCUUGCGACGGGAAUUGCAACUACCGGGAGCGCCGUGGGGUCAAUCAUCAUGCCAAAAGUAUUAGGAUGGAUAGUUGAAGCGUGGGGGUGGCAAGGGUCGUACAUCUUUUUGGCGGGAUGUUGCCUAUUUUCGGCCGUCUUUGGAGCUUUUUAUACGCAACCGCCGAAAAGAAUGGAAAAAGUUCGCAAAUUCACAAAAGUCCAGUCUGACCUAUCCGAUUUGUGGGAACUCAUGGCAUCUCCAACAUUCUGGAUCCUCUCACUUGCUGGUGGGAUCGUCGUGUUGGGAUAUUUUGUUCCUUCUGCAUUUUUGGCAGACCGCGCCCUGGCACCUCCUUUUAACUCCACGACGGACGAGGCCACCUGGCUCCCGUCAAUUAUUGGCGGAUCAAACACCGUUGGUCGCAUACUUUUCGGAAUUCUGGCGAAUUCUGACCGAGCCGUGUACUCCCUCUUAUUUACAAAUGUGGCCGUUACUCUAGGUGGAAUUGCCACAAUUGGGAGCGUUUAUGCCACAGAGUACUGGAUGUUGGCCGUGUAUGCGUUUGUGUAUGGGCAAAUUAUCGCCGUUUACGCAUCCCUCCGAUCCGUCAUAGUGUACCAACUCGUAGGCAAGGACAAGUUCAACUUGGCGUUUGGCGUGUCGUUAUUUUUCAUGGGGGUGUCACUCUACUUCGGAAACGCGUUUGCAGGUUGGCUAAAAGACUCGACGGGUGAUUUCGACAUGACAUUUCACUACACGGGCGCAUUCUUUAUUCUUUCUGCCAUUCUUUGCUACCCACUUCCGUGGAUAUACAAGUAUGAAACUUCAAAAAAACCGAGACGCUACUCCACCAGUGCUAGUCAUCCUUAAUUAAUAAUUAAUAUUAUAUGUAAGUAAUUAUUGUAUCGUUUCAUUACAUAUGCCAUGAAUAUUAAUAAUUAAAUUGUUUAAUUAAUAACCUAUUAUACAUACAUAAUAAUUAUGUAAAUAAUGUUCAACUUGUAUAAUACUGAAUACCGCUUAUAUAUUUUUAAAGAAUGAGUCGACGAUUAACCUAAUUUUGAAAUUAAUUGAGCCAAUUUCAAUUAAAUUAUAUACGAACACAUUAAAAGAAAACGUUGUUUGUUUGUAAUAAUACAAAUUUGUACAGAUUUUGACUUAAUAAAUAUUAUUAGGACAGAA
Messenger RNA from Folsomia candida, 3260 nucleotides. Its product is annotated as monocarboxylate transporter 4. NCBI's taxonomy places the organism in Eukaryota, Metazoa, Arthropoda, Collembola, Entomobryomorpha, Isotomidae. Gene Ontology annotation, biological process: transmembrane transport; monocarboxylic acid transport. Bases 1497 to 2948 code for a protein of 483 amino acids. The transcript is spliced from 9 exons. Gene Ontology annotation, molecular function: monocarboxylic acid transmembrane transporter activity. The record is from RefSeq and is a predicted model, not a curated record.